UUCCUUUGUUUCGUUCUUAUUUCAGGUGUGUGGUUGAUAGGAAAGAAGCUGAAUUUCAAUAGCAAUUUUCUAUGUAUUUGUUUUCCCCGAUCACCUACCCUUAAAACCAGUGGGAGAAGAGAAGAACAAAUUGUAGAUUCAGAGGCUUUUAGCCUAUUCUUCUUCUUCUUCCUCUUCUUCUUCGCGCUGUGUAUUGUUGCUGUUAGGGCAGAGGUGUUCAGAAUGGCGACAGCUAUUUGGCAACCGCAAGAAGAAGGGCUAAGAGAGAUCUGUGGAUUGUUAGAAGAGUACAGGUCCCCCACUUCUGAUCAAGCCCGUAUUUGGCAGCAAUUGCAGCGCUACAGUCAAUUUCCUGACUUCAGCAACUAUUUGGCUUUCAUACUCGCGCGGGCAGAGGGAAAAUCUGUUGAGGUACGGCAAGCAGCAGGGCUCCUCUUGAAAAACAAUCUGAGGACUACUUUUUCAUUGAUCACUCCUCCUUACCAACAAUACAUCAAAUCAGAGUUGCUUCCUUGUUUGGGGGCGCCAGACAGACACCUUCGUUCAACGGUAGGAACUGUUGUUAGUGUUAUAGUCCAACAAGGACAGGUACAGGGUUGGCCAGAACUGCUGCAGGCAUUGGUUCAAUGCUUUGAUAGCAAUGAUUUCAAUCUGAUGGAAGGUGCUCUCGAUGCAUUAUCAAAGAUUUGUGAAGAUAUACCAGAUGGGCUGGAUGCUGAUGUACCAGGCUUCCAGGAGCGACCUAUCAAUAUCUUUAUGCCUAGAUUAUUUCAGUUUUUUCAGUCACCAUAUGUUUCUCUCAGGAAAUUGGCACUUAGCUCUGUCAACCAGUAUAUUGUGCUUAUGCCAACAGCAUUGCUAUUAUCCAUGGAUCAGUAUCUUCAGGGCCUGUUUACUCUUGCUCAUGAUCCUGCUGCCGAAGUGAGAAAAUUGGUAUGUGCCGCAUUGGUUCAGCUACUUGAGGUUCGACCUGAUUUUCUGCAGCCUCACAUGAGAAAUGUGAUCGAAUAUAUGUUGCAAGCAAAUCAGGAUGCUGAUGAAGAAGUGGCUCUUGAAUCAUGUGAAUUCUGGUCUGCAUUUUGUGAAGCUCAUCUUCCACCACAGAUAUUGAGGGAAUUUCUGCCACGUUUGAUUGCGGUUCUGUUGUCAAACAUGGUGUAUGCAGAUGAUGACGAGGCACUUGUUGAUGCAGAGGCGGAUGAAAAUGUUCCUGACAGGGAUCAGGAUUUGAAACCUAGAUUUCGUAAUUCACGAGCACAUGGGGCAGAUGGUACUGAUGAAGAAGAAGAGGAGGAUGAUAUCAUCAAUUCGUGGAAUUUGAGGAAAUGUAGUGCUGCGGGACUUGAUGUGCUUUCUACUGUAUUUGGUGAUGAGAUUCUUCCAAUCCUUAUGCCUCUAGUUCAGGCCAAGUUAAGUGCUACUGACAUAGCUUGGAAGGAAAGAGAAGCUGCAGUUUUGGCACUGGGUGCAAUCGCAGAGGGUUGUAUCAAUGGACUUUUCCCACAUUUACGUGAGAUGGUUUCUUUUCUUGUACCUCUUCUUGAUGAUAAGUAUCCUUUGGUGCGGAGCAUCACAUGUUGGACUCUUUCUCGGUACAGUAAAUGGAUUGUUCAGGCUGCAGGUCAUACAGAAGGGCAUGACCAAUUUGAUAAGGUACUUACUGGUCUUCUCAGACGAAUUUUAGACAGCAACAAGAGAGUUCAGGAGGCUGCUUGCUCUGCCUUUGCUACCCUCGAAGAGGAGGCGGCAGGAGAAUUGGCACCACAUCUGGAGCUCAUUUUACAACACCUUUUGUGUGCCUUCGCUAAAUACCAGAGGCGAAAUCUUCGUAUUGUCUAUGAUGCAAUUGGUACACUUGCAGAUGCUGUUGGCGGAGAACUCAAUCAGCCAAAAUAUCUUGAGAUUUUGAUGCCUCCACUGAUUGCUAAAUGGCAACAACACUCAGAUUCAGACAGGGAUCUUUUUCCGUUGCUUGAAUGUUUCACAUCAAUAGCACAGGCAUUGGGUCCCGGGUUUACUCAGUAUGCUGAACCUGUAUUCCUGAGAUGUAUCAACCUGAUACGAAUCCAGCAAAGUGUGAAGGCUGAUCCUAUAAAGGCAGGUGUUACAUAUGAUAAGGAGUUUAUUGUUUGUUCGUUGGACUUGCUGUCCGGGCUUGCUGAAGGCCUUGGAAGUGGAAUCGAAAGUCUGGUUGCCAGGAGUGAUUUAAGAAAUCUACUUUUACAAUGUUGUGCAGACGAGGCUGCUGAUGUUCGUCAAAGUGCCCUUGCAUUACUUGGCGACCUUGCAAAAGUCUGUGCAGUGCAUUUGCAGCCAAAUUUGGCUGAUUUCCUGAAUGCUGCUGCCAAGCAAUUGCAACCGGCAGAAGUGAAGGAAAAUGUUUCUGUUGCAAAUAAUGCUUGUUGGGCUAUUGGGGAAAUUGCUAUAAAGCUUCGACAGGAGAUAUCACCCAUAGCAAUGAGUAUUAUGUCCUGUCUUGUUCCAAUCCUCUCUAAUACUGAGGGUUUGAAUAAAUCACUUCUAGAAAACAGUGCUAUAACUCUAGGCAGGCUGGGAUGGGUUUGUCCAGAUAUAGUUUCACUGCAUAUGGAGCAUUUCAUGCGACCAUGGUGUUUUGCACUUCGCACGAUUCGUGAUGACAUUGAGAAAGAGGAUGCAUUUCGAGGCCUGUGUGCUAUGGUGAGAGCAAAUCCUCCUGGUGCUUUGAGCUCUCUUGUUCAUAUGUGUCAAGCCAUUGCAAGCUGGCAUGAAAUACGUUGUGAGGAUCUACACAAUGAAAUAUGCCAUGUUCUCCAUGGUUAUAAGCAGAUGCUUGGAACUACAUGGGACCAAUGCAUGGGUGCCCUUGAGCCUCCAGUAAAAGAGAGGUUGCUGAAAUAUGGCGUCUAAAAUGUUUGUUGAUCAGCUGUUGUGGUGCUAUUCUAAUUGUCAUUGUUGUUCGUGUUAGGAAUUUGUUAUGUGGUCUAACAUAUUCUUGUGUGUCCGUUCGCCACACUGUAUUAAUGGAUCUUCAAGAGCUUAUGUGUUCUUCAAUUGCAUUGCUCCAUGAAAUAUCCUGUUGUAGCACCCCGAUAUAUAGUUCUUGGGUGUAGGGUACUAUCUAUGUGCAGCUGUUAUGUGGCGGUGGAUGUAACUUGCAGAGCUUUUUUUGAAUCAGAUGUGUAAAGCUCUUGAUUCCAGUAUUUGAAUGUCUGCCAUUCUUUUAUUGUUGGCCACCCAACAUAUCCUUCCUUUAAGUGUUCCCAGCAGAGCUAUUAUUGAAGCUCAUGCAGCAUUGGCAUCUCAUCGUAAAUGCGCAGGUACAAGGUUUUGAGGCAGCACACAAAGUUCUGCAUGUUUUCUGUGUAUUGUUGGAGGCGCCCAAAGAGCUAUACCAUUAGAAUAGUUAGUGGGACUUCGAGUGUAUGCGAUCAAUAUGUGUUUACAAAGUGCUUCUGGAUAAAUUUUUUAUUGUAUUCUGACCAUGUGCAAGAAUAUGGCACUAACAGGAGCUUUCUGAUGUAAGCAUUCCUGUAAUUUUGUGCAUCUAUAUUUAUUAUACCAUGAGCUGCUGGUUACUUGUGCCUUGUCAUUAAAGAGAAUGCAUUGUACUAAGAACAUUAUUUGAGUAGAGAUGUGCAUAGGAGGGAUGAUUGUUGGAUGUACGCAAAGAUGCGUGAUUUUACCCAAUUUGCAGGAGCUCAAUUUUAAUACGAAGAGAUUUGUUCUCAGCUGGUGUGAGCUGUUGUGACAUGGAUUGCUUGUAGAAUUUUAAAUGAAUAAGGAUAGACUUUGGCUUCA
Cryptomeria japonica (Japanese cedar) is the source of this 3780-nucleotide messenger RNA. RefSeq names its product transportin-1. The transcript is spliced from 29 exons. The record is from RefSeq and is a predicted model, not a curated record. Gene Ontology annotation, biological process: protein import into nucleus. The coding region runs from base 223 to 2889 and encodes 888 amino acids. Gene Ontology annotation, cellular component: nucleus; cytoplasm. NCBI's taxonomy places the organism in Eukaryota, Viridiplantae, Streptophyta, Pinopsida, Cupressales, Cupressaceae. Gene Ontology annotation, molecular function: nuclear import signal receptor activity; small GTPase binding.